GCAGCAUGGGGCUGCUACACUGGAGCUGGCUCUCAAAAAGCGCUUCAAAACUCUUCAAGUCCAGCUACCUAGUCCAGCCCGCCUCGGAAAGGGACUCUCUGGCUCCUUCUGUAUUAGCAGACUGCAUCUUCAAAAUCGUAUUCUGUUGAUUCUUGCGGAACCCAAAGUUCAGCUCAAAAUUUGAAGCGGAGGCGUUCAACGUAUUGUAGGCUGCAGCUUCUGCUGCAAGGACCAGUGUUCAUUACUCCAAAAUGUUGAACAUUGGUACGUCAAUGUAUCAAACAUCCUGACAAAUCUGUCAGCAAAUGCACAGAUACCACCGCAUUGUCACAGGGUAUGCGCAAUUUGUGUGAUAAAGUUUCAAGUCACCGCUGCUGAGCGCCCUUCCAAACAGAACGCCUCGCGCGCAGGGGCUAUGAUUAGUCAAUCUGACUGUGCGGUUGAAGGUUGAAAGUGAGCUUGGAAACUCUUCCACGCCAACGCAAGUUUUGUCGCCUGCCCUACCGAAUUUUGCCGCUUUGAUCGUUUCCCAAUCUACAGCCCUUUUUGAAACUCCCAUCAAGCACGAUGUCGACAUCCUCCCCCAUGCAAACAUCCUCGCCGCUCAAGCCAGAAAUCGCAACAUGCGCCGACCUCUCUCCCCCUGAGCUUCAAGCUCUAGCGGAGCGCUUAGCAGACCAGCUACGCAAAGAUGAGGAAACGCUUUCCAAGGGGGGCAUUCCCUCCCCCCUCGCCAUGAAUAUGCCGCGCAAAGGCACUGCGAUCGACAAGCAAACCCGCCUCGCGCACUUAGUUGCACACUCUCUCUGGCCCCCCCGAAACGAGGCAGAGGAGAUCUGGAGCCUGAUCAAGUACGGACAGCUGAUCUCGACACUGUCGAAAGUCGUCAAGGGGGGGUGGAGGAAAGCGGAGGCCGAGAGGCUCGCGCUGAAGCACGCCCCCCGGGUGCACAUGGACCGCGGGGCGUUUUGCACACUGAAAACGAGGGGGGUAUCCCGGGCGGUGCGCGAACCGCGCGCGAUGCCGGUGGCGCUGACGGACGCGGCGGAGUUCCGGCCCUUCUUCGACUUUCUGAAGGCCGACCAGGUGCCUUGGAGCAACACAAACCCCGACCCGGGUGCCCGGGUGGAGUUCCCCCGGGGCAUCUUCUACUCCGACGGCCGCAUGGACCUCUGCAAGCAAGUCGUCGGGCCGGGCUCGAUCGGCCCGCUGAUGGACUGCUUACGUCACAACUCGCACAUACGUCACUUCCUGCUCGGGAACAACGUCAUCGGCCCCGCGGGGGCGCGCGCGAUCAGCGAGUUUAUUGCACAGAACGAGAGUGUUAUCACCUGGUACCUGGCGGGCAAUUGCAUCGAUGUGAAUGGGGUCGCGCGGCUCGCGGCCGCGCUGGCGGAGAACGACGUCGUCGAGGCGCUGUGGCUGAAGCGGAACCCGAUUGGGCCAGUGGGGGCGCGCCACGUGGCAGAGAUGCUGACGACGAACGUGCGUUUGCACACUCUCGACUUGGACAAUUGCGGCUUGCUCGACGACGGGGUGGUUUCGUUAGUCGCCGGGUUCAAAGCUAACGACACAUUGCGUCAUCUCUACCUCAGCGCCAAUGGAAUCACGCCAGCUGGCGCCGUUGCGCUCGGUGAAUACUUUACCGACUGCUCGACCAAAGGAAAAGCGGGCCUUGAGAGCCUUUACCUGUCGGUAAACAGGAUCGGGGAUUCCGGUGCCGCUGCCCUGGCGAAAGGGCUCCGUUCCAACCGGGGGCUCAAGCGGCUCGUGGUCAGCUCUAACCAGAUCGAAGCGGCGGGCGCGGCCGCACUGUGCGACGCGCUGACUGGGCACCAAACCCUCGAGGUUUUGGACCUCGGCGUUUAUACGUCGACGGCUGAUAUGGGCGAGCUGCCCAAUCGGAUCGAGGACGCGGGCGCGGCCGCGGUCGCGCGGCUUAUCCGGACUAACCCUAAACUGGUUUACGUGAACGUGGCGCACAACGGGCUGACACGUGGCGGCUGGGGGGAGGUCGUUGGGGCGGCGAUUGACAGCCCGAGCCUGGUGCAUUUGGACGCCGUCGAGCGGGGGCUGCGAAAGGAACCGCAUCAACAGCGGCGGCUCGCCGAGCAACUAGAGCGGAACAUUCUCGGCCGGUAUGGGAUCUCCCGGGCGGAGUUCCUGCGGACGGAGCUCAAGUUCGUACGGCAGCCGGACAACGUUCGGUACAUCGAGAGCCUGUACCGGACGCGCGACUUUCAGAACCGAGGGACGCGCAGAGGGGUGAAGAAAUUCUGGGACGAGGGGGACGAGACGCUCAAAAUGGUGGCGAUGAGCGCGUAAUUAGACGAAUUGAAGCCAAAAAGAAGAACAGAAAGGAUUCCAGAAGAGACGGUCGAUCCCGUCAGCUUUCAACGAUGGCUUCAUUAGUGAUUUCGGUCUUUCGUAGUGCUUAUCAAGCGCAUAUAGCAUAGAGGGUUGCUUGGAUUGGAUAGUUGUACGUACGCUUGGUUGUUGAAUUCGAAGAGGACGUGCAAUUUCAACUCAACAUUUCAUGUGCGUGCGAAGAAAAUUUAUAACCGUACUCAAGAGAUUACCAAGAAGGAGUUGCAAUGCGGCCCGGCAGAGUCAGUGCGUGUUAUAGACGUAGUUGAAAGGAUUUAUAGAGAGCUAUAUAACCGGAACUCUAUAUAAUUGCGGCCCGCGGG
Klebsormidium nitens is the source of this 2690-nucleotide messenger RNA. Lineage: Eukaryota; Viridiplantae; Streptophyta; Klebsormidiophyceae; Klebsormidiales; Klebsormidiaceae. The record is from the annotation of a GenBank genome assembly.